GAGAAGGGGAUGGAGACCGCACUGGGGCCGGACGUGGGCACUGAGAUGGAAAGCCGCUGAGCGCGGAGACCCCCGGGUGCCGGCAGGUGCACUGCGGGGUGCGUGUAUCUGUUUCCUGUAUGGGUGGCCGUGUGGACGUACGUCCGCGCCAGUGUUUGUCCAGGUGUCAGUGCACAUUUGAAUGGCCCAUGUCCUGUGUGUGCUCGUGAGCGUGUAGGUGAUGUGUGUCUGUAUGCAGACCUUGUGACUGUCCUGUGUCCGGGCAGGCCCCGGGUCUUUGCACUGAACCCAGCUUCCGGUUCCGAGGGACCGCGGGUUGCAGGUCUCCGAAUAAGCGAGGCGGUGGCUCCUCCCGCGUCCUGGGCUUUCAAGGACGCUAGGACUCAGCCGCAUCGCGGCCUGAGGCCUUCCACUGGGGAGCGGGGCCGCCAGGAUGGACGUGUUCAUGAAGGGCCUGUCCAUGGCCAAGGAGGGCGUUGUGGCUGCAGCCGAGAAAACCAAGCAGGGGGUCACAGAAGCCGCGGAGAAGACCAAGGAGGGCGUCCUCUACGUCGGAAGCAAGACCAGAGAGGGAGUGGUACAAGGUGUGGCCUCAGUGGCUGAGAAAACCAAGGAGCAGGCAUCACAUCUGGGAGGAGCCGUGUUCUCUGGGGCUGGGAACAUAGCAGCAGCCACUGGCCUGGUGAAGAAGGAGGAGUUCCCCACAGACCUGAAGCCAGAGGAAGUGGCCCAAGAAGCUGCUGAGGAGCCGCUGAUUGAACCCCUAAUGGAGCCUGAAGGGGAGAGUUAUGAGGAAUCACCCCAGGAGGAAUAUCAGGAAUACGAACCAGAGGCGUAAGGGCCCAGGAGGGCCCCCCACCAGCAGCACAAUCCCUAACUUGUCCCUGCCCCGCCCCUCACCCCCAGAGCCAGGGCUGCCCUACUAGCCUGUCCCCCCAAAACACGAGAUCUUCCUUCGGCUCCGAGGCACUUCCCCGGAGUCAGUGUUAGUGUCUGCCCUUCCGUCGUCCUACCUGCCCUGGGGCGUGUCCAGCCCUGGGGCGAGGACUGAAGCCUAGCUGAAGCCUUGGCUGGGAGCCCCGCCCCACCAGUGUAGCCUCUCACCUUCCGUCCCGUUCAGCGUCUACGAGGAUGUAGCAUGUUCUAUGUAUUUUUAAACGAAGAUGGGAAAGCGAUGGCUCCUCUCCCACCCCAACAAAGGCUCUCCGAGGGGCCCCCGGGAAGCCCCACUUCGACUCCCCAAAACAUUUUUUUAACCUAAACCAGGAGCCAGGUCGUGCCAUGCCCCCUCCCUUAGCCCGCCCAGUCCAAGCGCGGGCGUCCUGUGUUGUGAUUGUGGCAUGGAGAGUCCCCCACCCCUCGUGUGAGCGUGUCCUGGGUGGGCGGGCCCGGCCGCCCCCCGUGUGUCCAUGAAUAAAGCCAACCUGUCUGUAGCCGGCGCCGCAUGGCCA
This is a messenger RNA of Nannospalax galili (Upper Galilee mountains blind mole rat), 1451 nucleotides long. RefSeq names its product synuclein beta (gene Sncb). Gene Ontology annotation, biological process: synapse organization; chemical synaptic transmission; synaptic vesicle endocytosis. NCBI's taxonomy places the organism in Eukaryota, Metazoa, Chordata, Mammalia, Rodentia, Spalacidae. The record is from RefSeq and is a predicted model, not a curated record. Gene Ontology annotation, molecular function: cuprous ion binding. The transcript has 6 exons. Gene Ontology annotation, cellular component: axon terminus; neuronal cell body; cytoplasm. Bases 434 to 838 code for a protein of 134 amino acids.